Messenger RNA from Fonsecaea nubica, 2490 nucleotides. RefSeq lists its product as hypothetical. Bases 1 to 2490 code for a protein of 829 amino acids. The transcript has a single exon. The record is from RefSeq and is a predicted model, not a curated record. NCBI's taxonomy places the organism in Eukaryota, Fungi, Ascomycota, Eurotiomycetes, Chaetothyriales, Herpotrichiellaceae.
AUGCCUCCCCCUCCCACUCCAUUUGCUCAUCGCCGCACUCCUCGACUCAUCACCAAAGGCCUUACUGCAUCUUCUCCCACCUCGACAGAGUCAUCAGCAUGCAUCUUGCAUAAGAUGUCCCUGUCCAAGGGCGCGACUUUCCACUCUUCAUCCUCGCCUGCCACUGAGGAUGAUCCAGUGCUCAGCAUCCCUCACCUGACUCGUCGCUCUCCGACAUGCUCUCAAUCGACUCUCACUAGUUGGCUCUCCGAAAAGGAAGACGUUGCUCAGUCCAUCGCCGACUUUGAACAAACCUUCUCUGGUGCUCGCGGCAAGAAGAUAUCCAGUCGUCGUCGCUCCACCCAGUCGCUUGACCAACAAGUCUGGGUUCGCCGCGUCACGUUACCCUCCGACGAAGGGUUGGGUUCAUCCAUCAGCCCAGCAAGUGACAAAGGUCUCGCCAAGUCAUUCGAAAGAGCGUUGGAUUUGUUGUCGAACAAGGACAGUGGGCUGGGUACUUCCAUCAGUGACUCAGCCGAGAAAGUCGCGGGAAAUACUUCCGAAGACGACAGUCUUGCACAAGCAGUUCAAGGUUGGAUUGCCCGAUGCAUGUUGAUGUGUGAAGACAGUGUUAACCAAGCUCGUGCAGUAGCUGACUCUCCAGACACGACUACUCGACGCACUAGGCAACGAGGCAGUCCCGCUCCAUCUAGGACUUGCAGCACCGUUACCCGAUCCGCAGUCACGCAGAGCAUUGCUCCGCCUACUUCUCGACCUACUUUGCGUCACCCCGCACUGAGUCCUUCGGCUCGAAAGAAGAUCAAGGACUAUAUCAUCACCCCUAUCCUCCGAGAAGAUCGAUUCGAGGACUUCCAUCCUCUUGUCACUGCUCUUGGAUCCAAGAACAACAAGGCCGUUAAAUGCUUGCGCGACCUUGAACAAAGCCUCAUCUUUCAGCCACUGGUAAGCACCCUCACCGUCACCCGCUUGACAGCAUCUGACGUCGAUUGCAAGACACUUGCCAUCUCAAGGCAACUGUACCGCCUCUUUGGCGAGUUCACGAUCCAGCUUGUUGUCGAUACCUACCAACAUCUUGCUGAGUCUGAUCAACGACGUGCCGCCGACCGUCCAUACAACAACGGUUACUUCCUUGACCUGGUCCAACAGGUCAACCGACUAGCUGCACACAUCGGCUCUUCCAGUCGCGCUCAGCAGGCAGGCACUGCUGAGGAAAACGACGACAUGGCUUACUCCAUCGAUGACGAGGUUACCCUGGAGGGUGGUCUUGGGGAAACUGGCAACGAGGCCGAGCUCGUUCGCUGGAAGAAUGGCAAGGGCUACUCUCUGCGGACUGGUCUGCCUUAUGUGCCCAGUCCAGGCGUCAAAAGAGCUAGCAGUGAAGCUCUUGAUGAAGACGUGGCAAGGUCCAUGGCUCGCAGAAAGAAGGGCUACAUCCCCGAAAUUGUUGAGAUGAAAUGCUCCGACCCUACCUGUGACAAGAUCUUCAACCGCAAGUGUGACCUGGCCAAGCACGAGAAGACGCAUUCUCGUCCUUUUAAAUGUCCCGAGGCGAGCUGCAAGUACCAUGAGCUUGGACUUCCAACGGAGAAGGAACGGGAGCGACACAUCAAUGACCGUCAUUCCAAAAACCCUGUCUUCUAUAAGUGCGAGUUCUGUGAGUUCCGUACCAAGCGUGAGAGCAACUGCAAGCAGCAUCAGGAGAAGAAGCAUGGUUGGCACUAUGAACGUGCCAAGGGCAAAGACAAGGUCAUGACCAAAAUGACACCGGCUCAGACUCCACGCACUCCAAGUAUGGAUUACUCCCCCAGCCCAGCUGUUUCUAUCAGAACCUGGGACGACACCAGCUCUAUUGCGGGAAGCAUCGCUGGAAGCAUGCCAGGCAGCUCUUCCAUGACGCCAUUUGAGCAGCCGAUCAACGCUUUCGACAAUUUCAACGGCACACCGGUUACAUAUUCGAACCCGAUCUUCCCGCGAAACCCUCCUGCUGCCCCUUACAACCCAGCGGGUGAUGAUUUCGACUUCAACGCUCCUUUCCAGGCCGCCUAUCAGCCCGCUCAGUAUCCUAACCUGAUGACCACACCCAUCACACCAACUUACAGCAACAUCACCGAGCCAUCUCCAUACAAUACAGCCAUGGAUAUCACCGUGGACUGCAACAACCAGACUUCCUGGAACCAGGGGCUGCCGACACCAAGCUCCUACUUCCAGCCGACCUCUCGCAAUCCGUCCAUCUCGGAGCAUUCUCCCAUGAUUGCUGGUUCUUCUGGACAGUCAUUCAACGAUGCCCCGUUGAUUGUCUCGGACUCGGAGUUUCAGAGUGACUUCUCCCUCUUUGGAGGUGAAAGUAGCAAUGCCUUCUCCAACCCCGCCGCCGCCACGGCAACUUUGUUCCCAGGUGGUCCUGAGGCCUUUGCUACUCUCGACAACGACCCAAUGUUCGAUUCUGUCUGGAACGACAGCGAUUUCAUCGACUAUGACAUGAAUAAUUAG